AUGCAUUUCGUUCCCACAAUCUCAGAGAUUGCUGAGAGCCGCUCGAACGGAAGCCUUUCCGACCUCCCCAGCGCACCCUCCGAUCUGACCGCGAAAGACUUCUAUGUGUCGGGAUCCAGGUGGGGGCAAAUACACCUCAAGGCUCUACGAGUACAACUCAUUGAGCCAGUGUCGCCGGAACGAGUUUUCCCCGGCGAGUUUCUCCCGGGGUCUGACGACCCAGUUUUCACGGAACUAAGAACUGAAAUAAUGAAAGCCUCUGAGGACACUCUGAAGGAUUGGUACCUGGUCGCAUCUGACUUCGCACACAACCGUUUUGUCGGCUUGUUCGCUGAUCUAGCAACACUCAUGACUACAAGGCCUGCUCACGUUGAGGGCACGAUCGCACAUGAGCGCGAUCCAAGCCCGGAGUCAGACUUAUCCACAGAAUCGAACGAAGAUCAGGAUGAAGAGCUGUCACGCCUGGUCUUCAGUGAUCUACUAAGAAAAUAUCUCUUUUAA
This is a messenger RNA of Paecilomyces variotii, 501 nucleotides long. RefSeq lists its product as hypothetical. The record is from RefSeq and is a predicted model, not a curated record. The transcript is spliced from 2 exons. NCBI's taxonomy places the organism in Eukaryota, Fungi, Ascomycota, Eurotiomycetes, Eurotiales, Thermoascaceae. The coding region runs from base 1 to 501 and encodes 166 amino acids.